AGAGGAGCGGCCGCUUUGCUAGCAAGCACUUACUUGGGUUGGAAUAGUUUGAGAUUUAAUUUUAGUUUCAUUUUUACUUUUUUUUUCUCCAAAUUUAGUUAGUUUAAAUUCAAGUCAAGUACAACUUUGUCAAAUGCGCUGUAUGUGCAAUGUAAUUAAUUUUUAAAAUGAUUAAUUCGUUAAUUAGAAAUUAGUUUUUGAGCGGGGUUGUGUGUUUUAUUGCCUCCUGUUGAAUACUUUGUUUUAGAAUUAGUUUUAGUUUUUUUAAGUUGGCGAUAGUUGCUGGGUGAAAUUUUAAAAAAUGGCAACUAUGUAUUGUGCAAUUAAAAAUGAAAUAUUUUAAACCUGUAUUAACUUCGAACAACUAUAUUAACACCUUUGCUGCUUUGCCCACGAUCCCUCUCCCUUCCUCUAUUAUGAUGCACCUGCAGAAUGGGAUAUGGUGGCGCACUGAUGUCUGAUAAGAUAAGAAAACCUUUGUCUCACAAUGGAGAAAUUCGCAACUUACAGCAGCAAAAUUUGCAGGAAAGAAAGUAGAGAAAAAUGAAGUCUUUGCAUGCACAAAAUAAAUGUUAAAAAAUGAAUUGUGCACAGUAUAUGCAAUAUAAAAUACAAGCCUAUAUGCAACUGCAUAUGUCAGCCUGUAAUGACUCUGAACUAGCAGAUAAACAACCGCCAACAAAUAAAAUACAGAUCGUGUGUUAACAGUUUGCAGACUUUGAAGUGCAAUAAGUACAUUAAACUGUUUCUAAACGUCAGAAUAUAUGACACAACCAUUCCUAAGACAUGCCAGAUGGGCUUUGUUUUUUAUCUCUUUUUCUUAUCUUUGGCUCGGAGUGUGAGCCGAUAAGGGCGGGCCUGGUGGUUGUCCAUUGUGAUGUCAGCAAAAAUGAAAAAGAAAUAAAAGGAACAUUUCAGAUGAAAGCUCAAGGGGUUGUUUCAUCUUGACAAUUGGCAGACUUGUCAAUGUCUUACGAGCAGGAGUCUGUUUGAGGAGUGCCAGGACGGGAGUUGUCAAUCGCAACUCUUGGAUGAAUGUGCAUUCCUUUUCCGCACAUGACAACAAAGCAACGAGGGCAUUUCAGUACCAUUGGUUGAUAUAUUGUAUGAAAUGAAAAAUGAGAGCACUUGUUACGUAGCAUCAUGGGCUGAGUGACAAAAUAGGCCACAGCAACAAUGCACCAUCAUCAACCAGCGCCAGCCAAUUUGACAGCGCUUGCCCGAUGGUGUCGUUUCUAGGCAACACGCAGUGCAGCAGUGCAGUACGGCUUUCCUUGGAUGCCAGCCAGAGGCUGAUUGUUGCCGCACCACGGAGGGUGAGCGAGGCAUAUGAUGGAACUGCAGCAGACUAACGCAGUCAAAAGCCAGCGUGCAGGUACGCCGAAACAAGGUGCCACGGUCAGCUUCCACGAUAUACACUACAAGGUGACACAGACCGCAGGAUGUUUGUGCUGGAGGAAGACCACCACCAAAGAGAUCCUCAUUGACCUCAAUGGGAUCAUGAAGCCUGGCCUCAACGCCAUCAUGGGAGCAACUGGCAGUGGAAAGUCAUCGUUCCUGGAUGUUUUGGCCGCCAGGAAGGAUCCUGCAGGUCUGUCAGGUGAAGUACUCAUUGAUGGCGCCCCUCAGCCGCCCGACUUUAAAUGUCUGUCGGGAUACGUGGUGCAGGAUGACGUGGUGAUGGGAACACUGACAGUCAGAGAAAACUUCAGCUUCUCGGCGGCACUACGUCUCCCAUCCAGUGUUUCCCGGGCCGUCAAGGAGCAGAAAGUGGUCCAACUGAUCCAGGAGCUUGGACUGAGCCGCGUGGCCGACUCUCGGGUGGGCACCCAGCUGAUUCGCGGCAUCUCCGGUGGCGAGCGGAAGCGCACCAACAUCGGCAUGGAGCUCAUCAUCGACCCGCCCGUUCUAUUCCUGGAUGAACCCACGACCGGGUUGGAUGCCAGCACCGCCAACUCCGUGCUGACGCUGCUCAAAAGGAUGGCCAACAGCGGGCGCACCAUCAUCCUGUCCAUCCAUCAACCUCGCUACUCCAUCUACCGCCUCUUUGACAGCCUCACCCUGCUAGUCAAUGGCAGACAGGUGUACCACGGCCCGGCACACAGCGCACUGGACUACUUUUCGGAAAUCGGGUACGUCUGCGAGCCUCACAACAACCCUGCCGACUUCUUCCUGGACGUCAUCAAUGGCGACUCGGCCGCAAUUGCCGUGGACGGAGAAGAUGCGGAUUCGGUGUUGAAAUCCAGGCAGGGAAUCGAGGACAAACUGGUGGAGGAAUACAGAACCUGUUCCGACUUCAAGCGGACCAAAGCCGAGCUGGAGAGAAUUAUCCAAGGUAAGAAGACGAGCCAGUCCACUCCCUCCAGAACCAUCACCUACAAUACCGGCUUCCUGACGCAGUUCCGCUGGGUUCUUAAGAGGACAUUCCGCAACCUCCUGCUCAACCCGCAGACCUCCAUCGCUCAGGUCGCAGUUACGUUGUUCCUGGCUCUGGUCGUCGGAGCCAUUUUCUUCAACGUCCAGGAAGACCAGAGCGGGAUCCAAAACAGAUUCGGCGCCCUCUUCUUCAUCACCGUCAACCAGUGUUUCAGCUCCCUGUCUUCGGCCGAGCUCUUCAUCGCGGAGAGGAAACUCUUCAUUCACGAGUACAUCAGCGGCUACUACAGAGUGUCCGUCUACUUCCUGUCCAAGAUCCUGUCCGACAUCCUCACGUUGAGGACCAUUCCCGCAAUUGUGUUCAGCUGUGUGGCCUACUUCAUGAUCGGCCUGAAGCCGACGGCAGAGGCGUUCUUCCUCUUCAUGUUCACCGUGACUCUGGUGGCGUACACCGCCACCGCCAUGGCGCUGGCCAUCUCCGCCGACCAGACAGUGGUGGCCAUCGCCAACAUCUUCAUGACCAUCGCUUGCGUCUUUAUGAUGAUCUUUGCAGGCUUGCUGGUCAAUCUCCCUUCCAUCGUCAGCUGGCUGGCUUGGCUGAAAUAUUUUAGCAUACCACGCUAUGGCCUCGGUGCUUUGCAGGUGAACGAGUUCUAUGGGUUGGACUUCUGUCGCGGCCUAAACAGCAGCAUCGUGCCACCGGGGACAACUUGCAGGGGUCAGGACUUCCUGGACAAGCAAGGUGUGGAAUACUCAUCUUGGGGCUUCUGGCAGAACCACAUGGCCCUCGGAAUCAUGACCGUGUGCUUCCUCACCAUCGCUUACCUCAAACUGCGCUUCAUCAGGAAAUUCACUUAGA
Molecule: messenger RNA, 3235 nt
Organism: Hippocampus zosterae (dwarf seahorse)
Lineage: Eukaryota; Metazoa; Chordata; Actinopteri; Syngnathiformes; Syngnathidae
Gene: abcg2a
Product: ATP-binding cassette, sub-family G (WHITE), member 2a
Exons: 20
Coding region: 1330-3234 (634 amino acids)
Cellular component (GO): plasma membrane
Molecular function (GO): ATP hydrolysis activity; ABC-type transporter activity; ATP binding
Source: RefSeq, a predicted model, not a curated record